This is a messenger RNA of Lecanosticta acicola, 807 nucleotides long. NCBI's taxonomy places the organism in Eukaryota, Fungi, Ascomycota, Dothideomycetes, Mycosphaerellales, Mycosphaerellaceae. The record is from the annotation of a GenBank genome assembly.
AUGUCCGGUCGACGCACAUCCACGCUCCAACCCAAGGUCCAUGUCUACGUCCAGAAUCGUAACAACCGCAGCGAGACCUUCAUCGGCGCGCUGGAUGCGACCAACCUUCGUCACUUCUCGUAUACCGCUCGCAGGCAGAUCAACACCAACAACGAUCUAAUCCUCGGCUACCGUAAAUGCAAUCCUCUCCACGCUCGUACUAUCUGCACUUGGAUGGAAAACAACGACAUCAACGACCCGAGUCCAUUGCCGCUUGAAGCCGUGGGCUACAUAACGUUCAGAGACAUGAUCGACUUCUACGCGACCUUGUAAGCUUCCCACUUCCCUCUUGCCGGAUGAAUGAAGUCAGCUAACGAAUCGUGCAGAUCAUGCUUUGACCUCGACUACAAGCUUCGGUACCUCAAUCGCAACAUUCGUGGCUGGAUUCUAGACUACAUCAAGAAAGAGCCGCUUACGAAGAAUGAGUUCCGCAGCAUCGCCGACGAUUGCUAUGACGGGGACUUACGCAAGGAGGCGAUGAAGCAGACGAUACUUUGGUCUUGGUCGGGGACCGGAGUGCCCGAGUUACAGAACAUCAUCGCGUUCUGCAAGACUCGUGGCUACUACCGUGAGAUGCUCGCAUUGAAGCGGAGGCUACGGAGCAAGACAGAUAAAGAGAAGGGUCGACAUCAGGUCUUGGAGAGGUUGAUCGACGAGUCCGAGGGAACUACGGUCCCCCACUUGCGGAAGACAAAGAGUCUUCCGGACAUGGGCUUGCGUGAGAAGCAGGACAAUCGCAUUUGGGUAUUCCCAGCUAAAGAGGUAUAA